Messenger RNA from Aspergillus versicolor CBS 583.65, 1480 nucleotides. RefSeq lists its product as uncharacterized. The record is from RefSeq and is a predicted model, not a curated record. Lineage: Eukaryota; Fungi; Ascomycota; Eurotiomycetes; Eurotiales; Aspergillaceae. Gene Ontology annotation, cellular component: cytoskeleton. The transcript is spliced from 2 exons. The coding region runs from base 220 to 1137 and encodes 305 amino acids. Gene Ontology annotation, molecular function: actin filament binding.
CGCUGAGCGGAAUUUCACAAUCCACCGGAACAAUACUGACCGCGAAUGCCUCUGCAAGAUUGUAACUCUACACAGUUUGUUAUUCGACGAGUAGCUGAGAGCUACGCCGUGUGUUGAAUACAUAUAUCAGUAUGGGGUAAUGGUGUUUUACUCUGCAGAGCUAUUUCAACCUAAUCGACCCUCGUCCCUUGGGACGAAUUGUAACUGACUUUGCCCAUCAUGUCACUGAUCAACCUUACAGAAGAGCCUGCCCAGCUCUCAGAACCACACCGAGAGUCCACCAACACAGAUCCGACCACACCACAGCCCUUGUCAACCUGGCAACAAGAAGUUCACUACCUCACCGACAAAGCCUCAAAAAUCACCCUCCGCCACCCUCCAACCUUCACCAGCAUCGCCGAAACCCGCACCCACCUCAAACAGCACCUCGCCGCCGCCUUCCGCGUCCUCGCCCGCCAGAACUUCGACGAAGGUGUCGCAGGCCACAUCUCCCUCCGCGACCCAGAGAACCCCCACACCUUCUGGAUAAACCCACUAAGCACCCAUUUCGCCCAGAUUCGCGACAGCGAUCUUGUCCUCGUCGGCGACGACGGCUCCGUCCUCCCCGGCGGCGCACAGCGUCCCAUCAACGCACCGGCCUUCGCAAUCCACGCCGCGAUCCACCGCGCCCGACCGGACCUCAACGCCGCAUGCCACGCGCACAGCGUCUACGGCAAAGCCUUCAGCGCGUUUGGCCGCCCGAUUGAGAUGCUCUACCAGGACGCGCUGCGCUUCUACAACGACCUCGCCGUGUACCCGCGGUACGGCGGGACGGUCCUCGACAGGGCGGAGGGGGACCGGAUCGCGGCGGCGCUGGGCCCGAAAUGUCGCAGUGUUAUACUGCAGAACCACGGGAUGAUCACAUGUGGGCGGACGGUUGACGAGGCGGCGUUUUUGUUCCUUGCGCUGGAUCGAUGCUGUCAUGCGCAGUUGCUGGCGAAUGCGGCGGCGGCGUGUCCCGGGUGGGAGAAGAGGGUUAUUGAGGAUGAGAUGGCGGAGGUCGGGCACCGGAGGAGUGGGAAUGCGAGCAAGAUGUGGUUGGCGUUUCAGCCGUAUUUUGAUCUGGUUGUUAAGGAGGAGCCGGAGUUGUUGGAGUAGGCGUCUGCAUGAUUAAUUGCCUGAUGAGUACGAGGAGCCGAUAGCUGUUGUCGGGGAAUAGAGUGGAACAUCGAUGGCCCUAUUCAUUGGUAUUCAGUUCAUCAGGAAGUCCUUCAUGUAAACCAAAUGUCCCCAGAGAUAUAUUCUCAUUCAUAAAUCCAAACAGCAAGUCCUGCCCCGGGUCAAAGAUAUCCUGAAAAAGCUGCAUCUGCUCGAUAUCAUCAUACACGCGGGACACAUUCGAAAACAGCGGCGCAUUCUCAGAGGGCUGAGUCCGUGCCAAGUCCUGGUCUUCCACAACACCCGAUGCCUCCUCGAGCCCAUUCGCCAAUAUAAGCCUCCG